Molecule: messenger RNA, 2086 nt
Organism: Odobenus rosmarus divergens (Pacific walrus)
Lineage: Eukaryota; Metazoa; Chordata; Mammalia; Carnivora; Odobenidae
Gene: GASK1B
Product: family with sequence similarity 198, member B
Exons: 4
Coding region: 1-1560 (519 amino acids)
Cellular component (GO): Golgi apparatus
Source: RefSeq, a predicted model, not a curated record
AUGACCUGUCCAGACAAGCCAGGGCAGCUCAUAAACUGGUUCAUCUGCUCCCUGUGCGUCCCGCGGGUGCGUAAACUCUGGAGCAGCCGGCGCCCAAGGACCCGGAGGAACCUCCUGCUGGGCACUGCCUGCGCCAUCUACCUGGGCUUUCUGGUGAGCCAGGUGGGACGUGCCUCUCUCCAGCAAGGAAGGGCAGCAGAAAAGGGACCACACCAGAGCCACGACACCGCCGAGGCACCCUUCCCUGAGAUACCCUUGGAUGGUACCCUGGCCCCUCCAGAGUCUCAGGGCAAUGGGACCACGCUGCAGCUCAAUGUGGUGUAUAUUACCCUACGCUCCAAGCGCAGCAAGCCUGCCAAUAUCCGUGGCACCGUGAAACCCAAGCGCAGGAAGAAGUACGCAGUGGCAUCGCCAGCCCUGGGACAGGAGGCUUUGGUCGGACCAUCCCUUCAGCCACAGGAUGGUGCAAGGGCAGCUGAUGCUGAAGUGCCUGGGUACGUCCAGGGAGGAAAUCUGGCCAAGGCUGGGGAACGACCCUGGAGGCUGAUACGGGGCUCAGGAGUGCACGUUGCGGGCUCAGAUUUUCAGCGGCGCAAGAGCCAGGAGAGCAACAUCAGGAUCUACAGUGAGAGCGCCCCCUCGUGGCUGAGCAAAGAAGACAUCCUCCGAAUGCGCCUGUUGGCGGAUGGUGCAGUGGCAGGUCUUCAGCUCGUGUCCUCUAAAAGCGGAGCGCGCUUGCUGGUGCUAGAGGGGAGUGCCGCUGGCUCUGCGCCUGGCUGUGGCCCCAGCCCCUGUGGACUACUCAAGCAGCCUUUGGACGUGAGCGAGGUGUUUGCCUUCCACCUGGACAGGAUCCUUGGGCUCAACAGGACCCUGCCGUCUGUGAGCAGGAAAUCAGAGUUCAUCCAAGAUGGCCGCCCAUGUCCUCUCAUUCUCUGGGACUCAUCUUUAUCUCCAACGAGUAAUGAGACCCACUCUUCUGUUAAGCUCACCUGGGGAACUUACCAACAGUCGUUGAAACAGAAGUGCUGGCAGAAUGGUCGAGUACCCAAGCCUGAAUGGGGUUGUACUGAAAUACAUCACCACGAGUGGUCCAAGCUAGCACUCUUUGAUUUUUUGUUACAGAUUUAUAAUCGCUUAGAUACAAAUUGCUGUGGAUUCCGACCUCGAAAGGAGGAUGCCUGUGUACAGAAUGGACUGAGGCCAAAAUGUGACAACCAAGAUUCUGUGGCUCUAGCACACAUUAUCCAGCGAAAGCAUGACCCAAGGCAUUUGGUCUUCAUAGACAACAAGGGUUUCUUUGACAGAAGCGAAGAUAACUUAAACUUCAAAUUGUUAGAAGGCAUCAAAGAGUUUCCCGAAUCUGCAGUUUCUGUUUUGAAGAGCCAGCACUUACGGCAGAAACUCCUUCAGUCCCUGUUUCUUGAUAAAGUUUAUUGGGAAAGUCAAGGAGGUAGACAAGGAAUUGAAAAGCUUAUUGAUGUCAUAGAGCAGAGAGCCAAAAUCCUUCUUACUUACAUCAAUGCACAUGGGGCCAAAGUAUUACCUAUGAAUGAAUAAAAGGAUCUUCUGGCUAGAAUACUAGAUAUAUUUAUGCAUUUUUUUGUGUUUGGUUUUAAAAUCAAGUACACAAACCUCAAGUCUUUUUAGGAAUGAGGCAGUGUAAAUGAAUAUAUAAAAUAAAUGAAUUUAACCAAGUGUAUAUGAUGUGUCUGAGCAUGAUAAGCAGACUUAAAACCUUUUAAAAACAUACUGCUCAAAAAAAUACUUGUUCAUAUUUUUCUCUAACAUCGGAUCAUGUGAGUCUCAACAUCUGAUUAUACAGAAUGGUUGCAAUUAUUAUUCCAGCUAGCUUUGUUAAAACAUUUGUCAUGCCAUUUAACAGAACAGUGUAAACCAGAGGUGCUGACUCCUUCAGCAAAGCAUAUUUUAUGCCAUACUGACUGGUCUGACCAAGUUCUGAUGGGAAGGGUUCUUGACAUUCUUCAGUUGCUGAUUGUUAAAACAGAGCCGUCCCAAUAUGACCCAGAGGCAGUUCUGCAUUGGAAAACUGAGGCAUGUGAUCUGCAAAAACACCAGGUAUACC